Messenger RNA from Clunio marinus, 609 nucleotides. Lineage: Eukaryota; Metazoa; Arthropoda; Insecta; Diptera; Chironomidae. The record is from the annotation of a GenBank genome assembly.
AUGAAAAGUUUAAUAAAAUUGUUGUUAAUAUUUGGUUUUUUGGAAAUUGCUUUAAGCAAAUCUGUUGAAAGUGAAGAAUUUGCAUUAAUUGGAGAUGUGGAAAUUGAUGAGAUUACCGGUGAUGUCGAUGAGAAAACGUUAAUUGUUGAACCCGAGCCUGAACCGUUGAAAGAAGUUGAUGGAUUUGUGAAUUUUGAGAUUCUUCCAGAUGAAAUUUUCGACGAUAUUUUGGCGAAUGUAACAAAGCUUAGAAGCACAAGAAUCGUCUAUGGAAGCAUUGCUGCUACUAACCAAUUCCCAUAUUACGCAUAUCUAAUUAUUUACCGUCCUGGAGUUAGUAUAUUCUGUGGAGGCACUUUGAUUACCACUCAAUGGCUCACCACAGCAGCUCACUGUGUAAGAGAUUAUACUGGCGCUCAGGCUUACUUUGGAUCGAUAAAUAAAAAUAAUAUGCCUGUGAAAAUAACAGCUUCUGGACAUUACGUUCAUGAAGAUUGGGAUCCUUCAACUCUUGCCAACGACAUUGCUUUAAUCAAACUAUUGACUGCUGUCCCCAUAUCAAGUGCAAUUAACACUGUUCAACUUCCACCAAGAUCAGAUGUAUCGAAA